GUGACUCCAGCACUGAAUAUGUUAUGCCUAAUAUAUAACAUUUAUUCCAUCAUGCAUGUAUAUAAAGAGGAUUUCAUUGGUAAUAGUAGUGAACUAAGAAGCAAACCAAGAAUAUGACCAUGGAUAGUCCAUCAUCAAAUAGUCUUACAAGUCCUAUGUUGUUGUCUCAAACAUCAUUGGACACAAACAAAUGGUGGUUUAUUAUUAUUAAUAAGGUCAUUGAUGUUGAAGAAGCCAAGAAACAAACAUUGUUUUGUUUGCCAAUGAUUGUAGUGAAUAGUUGUUUCUACUUCAUCAAUCUUGUAUCUGUCAUGUUUGCUGGUCAUCUUGGUAAACUUGAACUUGCUGCCUCAAAUCUUGCUAAUUCAUGGGCUGAGGUUACUGGUUUCUCUUUGAUGGUUGGCAUAAGUGGUGGACUUGAGACAUUAUGUGGUCAAGGAUAUGGAGCAAAAAUGUACAAGAUGUUGGGAAUACAUCUUCAAAUAUCAUGCAUAAUAUCAUUCUUAUUCUCUACAAUAAUUGCUAUUAUAUGGUGGUAUUCUGAUAAAAUUCUCAUUUUACUUCAUCAAGAUCCUGAUAUAGCCAAAGAAGCUGGUGUAUUCUUGAAGUACCUUAUACCUGGAUUAUUUGCCUAUGGUUUCUUGCAAAACUUGUUAGCAUUUCUUCAAUCACAAUCAAGUUUUAUCCCACUUGUUGUGUGUUCAUUGACAACUUUAGUGUUGCACAUUGGCAUUGCCUAUGGUCUUGUUAAUUGGACAAGUCUUGGUUUUACUGGUGCACCAUUAGCAGCUUCGAUUUCGAUUUGGAUUUCAGUACUCAUGUUGGGUGUUUACGUGCUCUUUUCGAAGAGAUUUAGUCAUGUAUGGAGGGAUGGUCUAUCAUUUGUGUCACUUCACGAUAUAGUUGUGAAUUUGAAGUUGGCAUUGCCCUCUGCUGCUAUGGUGUGUUUGGAGUAUUGGGAUCAUGAGUUUUUUGUGUUAUCUGCUGGUUUAAUGCCUAACUCAGAAACAACUACUUCACUAAUUGCAAUGAGUGUAAAUACAGAAGCUGUUGCCUUCAUGAUGUGUUAUGGUCUGAGUGCAGCUGCAAGCACUAGGGUGGCAAAUGAGUUAGGAGCUGGAAAUAUUGACAAAGCUAAGCAUGCAAUGGUUGUUACUCUCAAGCUAUGUGUUCUUCUUGCUCUUGUAGUUGAUUCGGCUCUAUAUUUUGGUCAUAAUGCAUGGGCUGGCCUCUUUAGUGAUAGCAAAGAAAUAAUAAAGGAAUUUGACACCAUGGUGCCACUUCUCUUAGUCUCAUUUGUAUUGGAUUUCUUUCAAGGGAUUUUAUCAGGGGUUGCUAGGGGAUGUGGAUGGCAACAUUUGGUUAUGUUCAUCAACUUGGCAACAUUCUAUUUUAUUGGCAUGCCGAUAUCUUGCCUCCUUGCUUUCAAGUUCAACCUACAUGCUAAGGGUUUAUGGAUGGGCUCAAUAUGUGGGCUAGCUUGCCAAGCUUUGGGCUUAUUGCUACUAACAUUAUUAACCAAAUGGGAAAAAGUGGCAGCUUCAACAAAGUGCAAUAGAGAAAAUGAAAUUUUAGCUUAAGUUCAUGAGAAUCAUUUGUUUUGCUUAUUGGGCCACUAGUGGGCUUGUUACCAUUUUGAUUGUGGGCUUAUUAUUUGUGGCCCAGUUUGUUAAAAUUCAAAAUUUUAAUAACUAAAAAUUACACAAAUACACAAUUCAUGUUUUCAAUAUUACAAAAAAUUCCAACUCCCUAAACAUAUUACAAAAA
Messenger RNA from Capsicum annuum, 1767 nucleotides. Its product is annotated as protein DETOXIFICATION 18. The record is from RefSeq and is a predicted model, not a curated record. The coding region runs from base 114 to 1580 and encodes 488 amino acids. NCBI's taxonomy places the organism in Eukaryota, Viridiplantae, Streptophyta, Magnoliopsida, Solanales, Solanaceae. Gene Ontology annotation, biological process: xenobiotic detoxification by transmembrane export across the plasma membrane. Gene Ontology annotation, cellular component: membrane. Gene Ontology annotation, molecular function: xenobiotic transmembrane transporter activity; antiporter activity. The transcript has 7 exons.